AUGGCCAUGGCUGCACAAGCUUCUCUCUUCACCCCAACGCUCUCAAACCCUGUUUCUCCAUGGAAACAGUCCUCCUUCACCGCCGUGAAGCAGCUCAAGCUCACCUCCCGUACCUUCACCAUCAAGGCAGCAGCCGAAGAGGUUGCCACCCCCACUAAAGAAGCUCCAGUUGGAUUCACCCCACCGGAACUCGACCCCAACACCCCAUCUCCCAUCUUCGCUGGAAGCACCGGUGGAUUGCUCCGAAAAGCUCAGGUGGAGGAGUUCUACGUCAUCACAUGGGAAUCCCCCAAGGAGCAGAUCUUCGAGAUGCCGACGGGAGGCGCUGCGAUCAUGAGGGAAGGACCUAAUCUAUUGAAAUUGGCGAGGAAGGAGCAGUGUUUGGCUUUGGGAACUAGAUUGAGGUCGAAAUACAAGAUCAAGUAUCAGUUCUACAGGGUGUUCCCAAAUGGUGAAGUACAGUAUUUGCACCCUAAAGAUGGGGUUUACCCGGAAAAGGUGAACGCCGGCCGACAAGGUGUGGGUCAAAACAUGAGGUCAAUUGGAAAGAAUGUUAGCCCAAUUGAAGUCAAGUUCACCGGCAAGCAACCAUAUGAUAUAUGAUGGAUUUGUGAUUAUGUACUUCAUUUCGUAAUUAAAAAGAUAUGCUUUUUUAUUUCA
Molecule: messenger RNA, 660 nt
Organism: Lactuca sativa (garden lettuce)
Lineage: Eukaryota; Viridiplantae; Streptophyta; Magnoliopsida; Asterales; Asteraceae
Product: photosystem I reaction center subunit II, chloroplastic
Biological process (GO): photosynthesis
Cellular component (GO): photosystem I; photosystem I reaction center
Source: RefSeq, a predicted model, not a curated record